CUGUGCGUACGCGGUCGUGAUUGUUGUGAAGAUGGCGGAGGGGGAGACAGAGAAGGAAUAUGACACACGGAAAGCCAUCGAGCAGCUUCGAGAGCGCUUCCAGGGCCUGAGCGCGGCCCUGGGGGAGAGCCCGCGGUCGCCGCCGGAAGCCUCGCUGCAUUUCUGCCAGGACUUCUGCCAGGUCCUCGUGGAACAUGCCGGCCGAUGGAAAACUGAUGAAGAUCCACUGCCUUUGCUGGAGGUCUACACUGUGGCCAUCCUCAGCUUUGCUAAGGCGGCCUCCUGUCUCUCCUCCGAAUGUGAAAACGUGCCACUCCUACUUGAAAAGUUAGCACUGAGCUGUGCGGAGCUGCUGCUCUUACUGCCCCACCACGUCCCUGGUGCCUUAUGGGAGGAGUUUCAGUCCUCCAUGAAGUUGGCACACAGCCUGUUGCAAGAAAGUGGGAGCACACAGCUCUGCCUGCUCGCAGUUCUGGCACAGCAGGAUGGCGUCUGGUCCAACACCACGCUCAGCAGCAUCCUGUCCAAUCAAAACCCUCAAACAGAGCAAGUUCACGAGUAUCUUGAGUUGGAAGGUCCCACGCUGCUGAACAUGCGAAUAAAGCACCUAAUCAAAGUGGACAGCGUUGAUAAAGCUGCUGUCCUUGCAAAGAUGUGCUCAGAGUAUCCGGGAUAUGAAGGAAAAGGGAAUUUCAAACAAACCUACUUGCUUUGCAUCUGCAUGACAAAGAAUCAGGAGCAGCUAAUGGAAGAGAUUGCAUCAAUAGACUGUAAAGACGCUCUUGAAAUGAUCUGCAACUUGGAGUCAGAGGGAGACGAGAAAGGAGCUCUCUGCUUAUGUUCUGCUUUUCUCAAGCGACAGCUCCUUCAAGGAGAAGUUUACUGCGCCUGGGAACUCACACUGUUCUGGAGCAAGCUACUCAUGCGUUCAGAGUCGUCUGCUGAGACUUUUCUCGGCCAAGGCAAAGAGAUGGCUCUUCUCUGCAGAAGUGUCUGUCACAUUCUGUUUCUCAUCAAAGUCAUCCAAAACGAGGUUGGAGAGGUGGGGCUUCCAGUGUGCGUGGAAAUGUGCAUUCAAGCUCUGAAAAUGACCUCCAGUGACCACAAGGACAGCAAGUCUACCAUCUGCAAGACUAUUUCCUGCAUCUUGCCAACCGAUCUAGAGGUUAAGCGUGCAUGCCAGCUGACGGAGUUCCUCCUCCAGCCUACCGUCGACUCUUAUUAUGCUGUGGAGUCACUGUACAACGAACCCGACCAAAAGCCAGAGGAGGAUGGGAGUCUACGCGUACCCAACUCUCUACGCUGCGAGUUACUGCUGGCCUUGAAGACACAGUGGCCUUUUGAUCCAGAGUUCUGGGACUGGAAAACACUGAAACGCAACUGCUUGGCACUGAUGGGCGAGGAGGCAGCUAUUGUGUCAUCUAUUGACACACUUAAUGACACAGACGAACAAGAGGUGGAAAGUGCACUUGGCAAGCUCCCUGAAUACAGAGACCUGGAGGAUUUUCUGUUAACCACUACGAACGAACUCAAUGAAAUCACAGAUGAAAGAGAGAAAAACCGAGAGGCUAAAAAACUUCGGGAGCAGGGUUUUGUGUCCGCUCGCUUCAGAAACUGGCGAGCCUACAUGCAGUACUGUGUUUUGUGUGAUAAGGAGUUCUUGGGUCACAGAAUUGUCCGCCACGCUCAGAAGCAUUUCAAAGAUGGAGUGUACCUGUGUCCGAUUUGUGCUGACAGUUUUGAAAGUAGGGAGGUUUUAGAGCCGCAUGUAGCAUCGCAUGUAAAGCAGUCUUGCAAAGAGAGACUUGCUGCAAUGAAAGCCGCAAGAAAGGUAACCAAAACACCUCAGUCCCCUAAAAGUCCAGCAAAAAACUCAAAGGUUGCCGCCAAGACAAGCAUGAGUCCUGUUAAAAUUGACUCUCAUGUUGGGGACCAAUUGGCAACUCCUGUUAAGAUAGAGCAAACUACAUCUGACACACAGAUAAGUCAAGACUGUUUCUGUCCCGUUAAAAACUGUUCCAAGGCUUUCAAGUUUUUCCGUAACCUCAUGGCUCAUGUCAGAUCUCACAAGGACGACGAGGAGGCCAUGAGAUUUUUAGAGAUACAAAAACAGAAAGUGGUGUGCCAGUACUGCAGACGCCAGUUUGUUAAUGUCAGACAUCUUAAUGAUCAUUUGCAGAUGCACUGUGGCAGCAAACCAUACAUCUGCAUACAGUUGGAUUGCAAGGCCAACUUUAACUCCAACUCUGAGCUCCUCAUGCAUAGAAAAACACACCCAGAAUUUAAGGCCCAGUGCAUGUUCCCUAACUGUGGCAAAGUUUACAAUGAGGCGUAUUUGUUGUAUGAUCAUGAGGCUCAGCAUUAUCUUACCUACACUUGCCAAACAGACAACUGUGGUAAAAUAUUUUACUCACAGUCUCAGUUCUUGUCUCACCAAGAGAAUCACUGUACAAAUGACACAGUGAACAAUUUACCCGUCACAAAGCAAAACCCGCCUGUCACUCCAAAAGUGCAACCGCCCCCACAGAGCACCCCGAGUGAAGAAGACGCAUGUUCGACUGUUGUUUGCCUUGAAAGGAUUAGCACAGGUGCUUGCGUGAAUGAACCAUCAAAUGCAAACGCAUCACCGUGCAGAUCCCCAGAGGUCUCUAAUGAUGCCACUCCUCUAAGGGUGAAACACUCCGUCGAAAGUAUGCUGAAUCCGUGUGCGGAUUAUGAAAUGAAUGAACCAGAGAAAUGCUUCACUCCACUGACAAAACCUCACACAGCACCAGCUGAUGCAAAACUACCACCGGAGGCUCCGCGUGUACAAGAAAAGGUGCCAGGGAAAGGUGAGAUACCUUCUGAAUAUCCUGUCCCCGCUGCAGCAAACCCUGUGGCAAAACAGCAGGGAGAGGGGCAAAACAAUAAUGUACAUGGUAGUGAAUUUCCAAAAGCGAUACUACAGAUCAUCUCCCCGAGUCAAAUCAAGACAGAAAUUCCCAGCUCGCUGCAGGGAUAUCCUUCCAGCACUUCUGCUGUUAGUGCCGGCAGUGAGGAGAACCUGCACUCCUGCCCAUAUAGCGAAUGCACAAGGGCGUACAGUACUAACAAAAGUCUUUCUAGGCAUGUGAAGAAGCAACACCCUCAAAUAUUUGAAGACUGGAAGUUGGCAAAGAAAUACAACAAAGUGGCCAAAAUCACAGCAAAAAAGAUCCCGAGUGGACCAGCUUCACCAAACCAGUCUCAGAACCUGGGAAACAGGCCGUCAAAUCAGCCAGGAGUACUAUGCAAUAAACCCAAGAUGCAGCAAAUGGAUUACCCAGUGGGAUGUUCAACGUCACCUGCCCAAUGUUAUCCGGGAUCAAUGGAGCCUGUGCCGAUCACUCCAAUGGUGAACCCCACACUCUAUCCGUCAUGGGGGAGCUCAAACAAUCCCAGUGGAAUGAUGCAGUCAGACAUGUCCCAGUCAUGGUCUUCACCUCCCGUGAAUAACAGCUAUCCAGACGGCUUUAACAUGAAUGACUACCCCUCCCGCAGCUACCCUCAGUGGCAGGCGGACCCUUAUCAGACCACGGCAUCUCUUCCAUCUGAUAGAGAUCAUCCAAUGGCAGCUAAUAUUGGUCCCACUGUGUCACAGGCUCCUUCAGAUUCCAGUUUGAUGUCUCAGUAUGUGUCUAGUUCUCUGAUGCUUGAUAACGGAGGGCAAAUGCAUAACGGAGGGAAUCAGUAUGGACUCGUGCAUGCUGAAGGUAGCGGAGACGCUGUAGAUAUGAGAAAAAACAGUGCAAGUUUGACAGCACAGUUAGAUAAUGGAAACAGUAUCUCAACUAUUGACAGCCUCUCUGAAGGAGGUUACCACACUCCAUAUGCUCAGAGUGAAAACUCGAGUAAUGCUCAAAGCUCAUCAGUCAAUAUUCCCAUGAAAUGUCUCAGCCCAGAGGCCCAGGUUGCAUUAAAACCCACACUUGACAUUGUUAAAACAGAGAAUAUAUCAACCCCUGGUUAUGAUCAGAUGGAAAAUUCUGGGGAUGGCAUGCUCAGUCCACAUAGUGCCAUCAACACAGAUUUCCCUUACAAUGAGGACUGUCCUACUGCUGAAUGUGAUGCCAACGUGGCAGAAGAAAAGGGCAGUGAACCCGACCCGCAGAAAGGAAAACGCAGCAGGUUGAGCAAGCGAACCAAAUGGCCCGCUAUCAUCAAGGAUGGCAAAGUCAUUUGCAGGAGAUGCUUCAGAGAGUUCUCCAGCACCAAAUCUCUUGGAGGUCACCUGUCGAAACGCUCGCAGUGCAGACCCGUAGAUGAGAUCGACCUGACGGCUGACCUGCCCAUGUCAUUUCUUGAUUUCCUCAAUGACCCGCAUGUCCCUGACACUAAUGGAGCGACGUUUAACAAUGGUGAUUUCUCACAGGAAUCCUGUAGCUUGACAACUUUGACUUCACCUAUGGUGUUGAAACAGGAGCCCCAAACUACAAAUAUAAUGGACUACCCCAACUCCUUCCCCCCUGAAAACCAGCAAGGGAAGGCUGCAGAGAUGACUAAUCCAGCCCUCGCUGUACCUUAUCAAGAGGAUCACCUGAUGGAAAUCUCACAUGCCUUUCAAAGGUUGGAUUUGAUUGAGGCUGCUCAAGAGAAGAUGCGGAACGCACUGUCCUCAGAGCAAAAAGUCAGCCAUUCUGACAAAGCCGCUGACAGAGAAAAAAGUAAAAGCCUGAGUAAAAGUGAUGACAAGCCCACUGAAAAGAUACCUAAACCUUUUAAAUGUGACCAGGAAGAUUGUGAUUGUUCCUUCAUGACUAAGGAGGCGCUUUUCAAACACUUGUGUAAAAUGCACGAUUACUCUAAUGAAAUGAUAGAGGAACUAAAGAGAACACCAUCCAAACUGUCUCCGUACCCUUGUCAGAUUUGCCCCAAAACGUUCACCAGAACCACAGGGUUGAGAAUUCACUAUGAAAAAGUCCAUCGAUUGUCAAAGGCAGAAAUGCAGAAGCUAAAGAUCAGUGCUCGAAACAGGCGUGCAUUAAGAGUUAGCAAAGAUGAUGCGAUAAGUAGCCCUGCAGCCACUGAUGCCAACACCAGCUCCACGUCACAGUCUGCACCUGUGAUACCUGCUAUCAAACAGGAACCGCUUGACAUUGCAAUUGCACCUCAGAUAGACAAUGAAAACUAUCCCGAAGUUCAUCACAUCACUUCACCAGGAGUUGCAGUAAAAGAGGGCGUGACACCUGAUGUGUUAACGGUUACAAGACUGCCAUCACCUCAGAACUAUCUGAACGAGGGAUCGUUCAGCGAGGUGGCACCAGUCCCUGAACGCACCCCAGAGCAACCUAAUCUGGCUGCUAUAAACCAGAGUCCAGAUGUGAAACAUAAAUCUAAUUUAAAAGAGAAACUCAGUCCACUUGGCAAAGCAAAGGAGCAGCGAGGAAAAUCUGAUCCAGCAUCGAGCAAAGUGAGAGAGCCAAAGUCCAGCUCUCCCACUACAUCUGCCUCUUCCUCCCCAGAGAAACCCAGCAGCUCCAAAAACACACCAACUAAGGACGAUUCCCAGAGGAAAGAGAAACUUCAGAAAAAGCUGAGCCUCAAAAUGUGUGAGGCAAUGGACGCGUACAGUCCAUAUAGACCAUAUCGCUGUGUCCAUGAAGGAUGCACUGCUGCGUUCACCAUUCAGCAAAAUCUGAUUCUCCAUUACAGGGCUAUGCAUCAGGCAUCGCUGCCCGCCUCCAAACCCGAGACUGAGCCUGAAAAGACCAGCGUUGAAAAUGGAGAAGAGAGCAGUCCGAGCAUAGGAAAAGACAAUGAAGUCAGGUGUCAAGUGAAAAACUGCUCUAGGGUGUUCAUGGGAAUCACACGGUUAGUGCAGCAUUACCUCUUACUUCACAAGUUCACCCGAGACAAAGCUACGGCCAUGAUGGCCAGCAUGACCAUAGCGACUUUCAACUGUGACCGGCCAGAGUGCGAUCUCCCCUUCACCUCUGUGGAAAAGUACAUCGAGCACAUUAAGAAUUACCACAAGGAAAUCGCCAUCUCUGAGAGCGGCUCAGUUGAUCCAACCUACAGGUGCGAAUAUGAUGCAUGCGACCGCAUUUACACUACAAAAUCAAACCUCCUCCGCCACCUGAUCAAAAAGCACGAGUAUGUUUAUGAUCCCAAAACAAGUGACGGAAGAAGGACUAAAUCAUUAGGGCUUUUCAUAGAGACUAAUGGGAAAGAGAAUGUAGAAAACAAAUUCAAAAUGAAGAAGAAAAACUCUAAAAAGAAAGAAGGCAAGUCCAUUGAACAUUGGACUAGUUUCGGGAAACCAACACUAAAAUCCCACGAGGAGGCAUCAGCUAUGUGCACCAAGAAGUCCGCGCUGCAGUACCCGUGCAUGAUCAUAGGCUGUGAUGCAGUUGAGCGGGCUGAGAGGAAUAUAUUCAAGCAUUACACCACUCAUGGCCUCACAGAAAGAUACAUUGAAGACCAGAGGAGUCAGUUCAUUUUCUGCAAAAAGUACUCGCGCGCCAGAUUCAAAGAUGCAAAUAAAUCUGAGGGCGCGUCAAGUUCGUCCUCUGAGGAGACGGAGCCAGAAGAGGCGGAGACACCCGGAGACCAGAAAAUGGAUGAGCUGCUGGACAGAGCAAACCAAGAAGACGGCAAGCUUUCCAACGACGAUAGUGCAGAAUCUCAAGCUUCCACUGGGACAGAAGGCGGAGUGAAAAGAGGGCGUCCCAGAAAACCUGCACGUCCAACACCAGCCUGUCCGGAGAGGAUGCAGACCCUUAGGCAUCGUUUGACUGUUAACAGUUCAAGAGAGAACUCAAAUCCUGGUACCCCCACAGCCCAAGAACAACAUGACGAUGUGGUUAUGUCAGGGUCUUUCAAGCCUUUAGGACUUGAGGACUCCUUCCUUAAGUUCUUGGAAACCUCAGAGUCCACCCACUCUUCCAAACGGAAAUCAAGUGACAAACCUGGUGCCGAGCUGCCGUCCAAAAGACAGCAAACUCACAAACAGAGAUCCUCAAUGAAGAGUAAAAUAACUGAUGAAUUUAGGGGCUGUGAAAAUCUGGUAGACUUCAGAAAUCCACUUAAUCUAAAAUCGGUAAACAAUGUCAAGAUAGUGAUGGAUAAAACAUUUUCAGACGGUGCUGAUCUUUUGCUAAAGCAGCUACAAGACAUGAAGCCCAUGGUCAUGAUCAAAAAGUGGCUUUACAGUGGAUCAUAGCCCGGUACUUUGUUCUCAACUCAAUCUCACUCAGGAUUUGAGAAGUUAUGCUGCAGAAUGAUUUGUUAAUGCACCAGAUUUCCAGUUGUUCACACUCAUGGUCACAGAUUACAAUGAGACGGCCUAUUUUGUACUUAAAGAAAUAAUGUCUUGGAUGAUUUUAAUUAUGUAUGUUAGAUAUAAUAACCAGGUAAUCUUUAGGGCAUAGAUUUUAGAAACUUGUUUGUAUUUAUGCUUAGUACUGAAGAUGUUUUUUUUUUCUUUUGCUAAAUGGAGACUUUUAAAGAAAAACUAUGUUUUUAUAUAUCCCUAUGGGAUUUCAAGUUCUGUUUGUAUUUAUUUUAUCCUUUUUCAACACUAGUAGACCUAUCUGUAAUAUUUACAUGUCUUCCACAAAGUGUUCAAUAAAAUGUUACUUUUUAAAA
Molecule: messenger RNA, 7605 nt
Organism: Hippoglossus stenolepis (Pacific halibut)
Lineage: Eukaryota; Metazoa; Chordata; Actinopteri; Pleuronectiformes; Pleuronectidae
Gene: znf292a
Product: zinc finger protein 292a
Exons: 8
Coding region: 32-7180 (2382 amino acids)
Biological process (GO): regulation of transcription by RNA polymerase II
Cellular component (GO): nucleus
Molecular function (GO): DNA binding; DNA-binding transcription factor activity, RNA polymerase II-specific
Source: RefSeq, a predicted model, not a curated record